AUUUAGCAAAAUGGCGGCGGGUCGUAACAGUAAGGAGGGUCGUGUUUGUUUUGAGUGUAAAGCAGCAGCAGGAAUGAUCCUUCAGAGCCUCCGUAUGUCUGAAUAAACCUCUGAAUGUUUGUUUAUGUUCAUCUCAGAGUCUCAGCUCUGACUCAUCGCCACAUAGACCACACAGCUAGCUUAGCUUAGCCUAGCUUAGCAUGCUAGCCGGGGGACAGAGUUUCUGUUUGGAGGGUUAAUCGUGUUUUUUUGGCGCAGACAUUAUUCAGUGUCUUUGUGUCAACCUGAGACUAUCCGCGGCUGCUGAAGAGACUUCCGGUUUGUUUAGUGGAUCCGAAGAAGAGAGAGAGACCGGAAAUGGAAACUCCUGGACGAUGUUUUCAGCUCUCAGCUUCACGAACACAGAGCAGACUUCCAGCAGCUGCUGGAGAGCUUCCUCCUGAGCAGCAGACGUGGAUCCCCAGUCUGGACCAGGAGGACACCGAGCCCCGACGCAUUAAAGAGGAACAGGAGGAUCUGUGGAGCAGUCAGGAGGGAGAGCAGCUUCAAGAGGAGUUCCCUUUCACUGCUGUCAUUGUGAAGAGUGAAGAUGAAGAAGAGAAACCUCAGGUCUCACAGCUUCAUCAGAGACAAGCUGAACACAUGGAAACCGGAGCUGAUGGAGAGGACUGUGGAGGACCAGAACCAGGCAGGAACCCGGAUCCAGAGAGACAAUUGCAAGUAGAGAUUGAGGUCAAGACUGAAGACUCUUCUGAACCUGAUGACAUUGAUGAUCGGAGGGAGAUGAAACAACAGUCUCAUUUAAACCGUCUGGAUCAUUUUAAAGACGACAGCUCAGAGACUGAUAAGAAACCACAAAGCUGCCCUGAGUGUGGGAAAACAUUGAAAACAAAUGGGGAUCUAAUCAAACACAUGAGAACUCACAAAGGAGAGAAACCGUUCAGCUGCUCUUUAUGCGGUAUAAGCUUCAGUCAAAAAGAGUAUCUAAAUCAACACAUGAUAAUUCAUCUAAACGAGAAACCCUUCAGCUGCUCUGAGUGUGGCAAAUCUUUCAAACAAAAGGGAUAUCUGAUUCACCACAUGGAAACGCACCAAAAGGAGAAACCCUUCUGCUGCUCUCUGUGUAGUAAAACGUUUUCAAAGAAAGGGCAGCUAGCUGCACACAUGGUUGUUCACUCGGGACAGAAACUGUUCAGGUGCUCCGACUGUGGUAAAGGAUAUAAAGAGCAGUCUGGUCUUGACAGACACGUGGGAGUUCACACAGGAGAGAAACCCUUUAGCUGCACUGAGUGUGGCAAAAGAUUUUACCUAAAGUAUUAUCUGACUGCACACAUGUUAGUUCACUCAAAAAGAGAGAAACUAUGGAGCUGCUCUAAGUGCGAUAAAACAUUUUCAAAGAAAAAGCAACUAGCUGCACACGAGGUUGUUCACUCGGGACAGAAACUGUUCAGCUGCUCUUACUGUGGUAAAGGAUUUAAAUGGAUGUCUUGUCUUGCCAGACACGUGGUGGUUCACACUGGAGAGAAACCCUUUAGCUGCCCUGAGUGUGGUAAAAGAUUUUACCAAAAGUGUUAUCUGACUGAACACAUGUUAGUUCACACAGGAGAGAAACCAUUCAGCUGCCCAGAGUGUGACAAAACAUUUCACCAAAAGAGUUAUCUGACUGCACACAUGUUGUCUCACUCAAAAAAAGAGAAACCAUGGAGCUGCUCUGAGUGUGAUCAAACAUUUUCAAGGUAUGGGCAGCUAGCUGCACACGAGGUUGUUCACUCGGGACAGAACCUGUUCAGCUGCUCUGACUGUGGUAAAGUAUAUAAACGGAAGUGCUUUCUUGACAAACAUGUGGGAGUUCACACAGGAGAGAAACCCUUUAGCUGCACUGAGUGUGGUAAAAGAUUUGCCAAAAAGGGUUAUCUGACUGCACACAUGUUAGUUCACUCAAAAGAGAAACCAUUGAGCUGCUCUGAGUGUGAUAGAAUAUUUUACCACAAGUCUAAUCUGGCCACACACCUGGCACAUCACAGAGGAGAGAAACCGUUCAGCUGCAGGGUCUGUGACCAACGCUUCUCUUGGCCCAACCAGUUACAAAGACACAACUGUGUUUCACAUCAGGCUUCAGAGCUUCAACCAAAUAAAACAUCAGAGGAGAAAAGUGAUUCUGAAACAGGAGUCGAUGAAGAGGACUGUGGAGGACCAGAAGCAAACAGGAAUUCAGAUCCAGAGAGACAUUUUGACAUUGAGGUUGAGGUCUAGGCUGAGGACUUCUUUGACUCUGGGAGUGAAGACAAAAUGAGAUGAUUGGGAGGAGACCAGAUACAUUCAGCUUGUAAAUGGUAAUUAGACACCAUUCAAACACAUUCAGACGCUGCUGAUGAAGCCGCGGGAGCAACUUGAGGUUAAGUGUCAAUCCCAAGAACACGUCGGACAUGUGGCUGCAGGAGCUGGGGUUUGAAUCUCCAAGCUUCCAGUUGAGAGACGGACGACUCUACCACUGAGCCACAGCCGCCCCUUAUCAAGUCUGGAGAGACAAAAACUCAGACAGGAGAGAAACCAGUUAGAUGACUCCUGUAGUGUAAUGUUGCGAUUUUCUUUGUUGUUUUUCUCUGCACAUGCUUGCUUGUGAUUGGACAGGCGUGCGACUGUGGCGUGCAAAGCUCGUGGUGUAGAUGACGGCGUCGGUCAAAAUCCUGGAGUUUGUAAAUACUGUAAAAACAUUCUUCAUUGUUCUGAAUCUAAAAGCAGUCCUGAGACACUUUCCUCCUGUUUUCUGUUGGGGAUGUGAGUUAGAGACUUUUUGUUUAUUUUUCAGAUGAGAUAGUUUGGUUAUCAGUGUUUGAGUUGUUAUUUUGUCAUUUACUCUCCCUCUCAUGUAUUGGGGGGCUUCAUAUCCGUUUGUUUAGUCCUCCUCGGGGGUGAGGAAGGAGAGGGUCAUGUAUAUGCUGCAUCUCCUUCCCUCCCUAGGCUGGACGUGAAAAUAUUUAACUUACAAUAUCUUGUGCAUGAUCGAUCUUUUAUUUACUCCCGGAAGAUAAACAAAGUGAAACGUUGGGGCGAUGUAUACUCUGUGAUGGUUUGACCUUUGAAUGAUUUCCACUGAAACAUUUGAUUCAGAAGGAUUUCCCUGAAUUCUUUGUUCUCUCAAAAAGGGGAAUAAAAGCAGCGUAAGGAUGUCACUAUUGAAAACAGACAAGCUGUUAAAUCUCAGUUUCCUCUGCACAUAAAACACAGAUAUUUGUAUUUCUAAAUAAAGAUCUGAACUGUCACUCAAA
Messenger RNA from Labrus bergylta (ballan wrasse), 3269 nucleotides. Its product is annotated as zinc finger protein 345. Gene Ontology annotation, biological process: regulation of DNA-templated transcription. Lineage: Eukaryota; Metazoa; Chordata; Actinopteri; Labriformes; Labridae. The record is from RefSeq and is a predicted model, not a curated record. Gene Ontology annotation, molecular function: DNA-binding transcription factor activity, RNA polymerase II-specific; RNA polymerase II cis-regulatory region sequence-specific DNA binding.